Molecule: messenger RNA, 795 nt
Organism: Paramecium tetraurelia
Lineage: Eukaryota; Ciliophora; Oligohymenophorea; Peniculida; Parameciidae
Exons: 1
Source: RefSeq, a predicted model, not a curated record
AUGAAUUAACCCUUUGAUACAGAAGACUCUAUAAAUUCAGAUGAAGCCAUCAAAUCAAUCGAAUGUAAAUAUCUCACUCCCAACUUCCAUCCCAGUCUCGAUGAUAAAGGCACCUCAGUUCAUAAAAGGAUGAAUGCAAUAAAUUCAAUGAGGUGUAAAUUUAAAGAGUCUUUGGUCUCUAAAGACGAAGUAUUCACCCAAUCCUCUCCCUUCAAAUCAACCAAUGUUAUUUCGAGUCAAAAUGGAUAACCACAAAGUGACUUGCCAUCCUCGCCUCUCAAAGCAGAAGAUUUGACUAAACAGGACAAAGUGCAUCUGGCUGAAUCCCGUAAAAGACACAAUACCAAAAAUUCUAUUGAAUAAUUCUAAGAAAAGCAAAUACAACAAAAUCAGAGGAAAAGUCAACCGCAUUCGUAACCUAAAUAGGUAUAAACUCGUAAACCUAAAAAAUAAAUUUAUGUAACUUAGAUUGUAAAUGAUCAUUGUGAAAUUACAAGUUUUCCAAUCCCAAAACCCCAAAGAUUGUCAAGGAUUAUCUAAAAUAAUGAUGGUCAUCAAUCUUAAAGAGGAAGCUCUGCAUCUACUCCAAGAGGUAUCCUCAAAUCUGGCUCAUUUGAAGUUUUGAGAAUUGGCAGUAGACCAAGUACUCAAAGUCUCAACAGUCCCAUGAUGAGACCCAGCAGCAAAAGGGUUUCCUUUGAAUUUACAAGCGAAUAAUUAAGGAAAAUGAAAAACAACUGUGGGAGUUCAGAUCAUAGUAAAUAUUAGAGAUUGAAAACAAAAUUCAAGAAAUGA